AUGCCGCGCAAGAAGGGGCAGGGCGCGGCGGGGAAGGCGAAGGCUGAGCCUGCGCCAGCUCCUGCGCCCGCAGCGCAGCCCGUCUUGUUGGUGGAGGAUAAGUGGGCUCAGUGCGAGAAGUGCGACAAAUGGCGCCGCCUGCCGAUGGAUCACGUCAUAGACGAGAACGAGCCAUGGUUCUGCCACAUGAACCCGGACAAGACCUGGAACAAGUGCAGUGUACCCGAAGAGAAUUACGCCGCAGGCUUCGUCGCGCCCCCCGCGGACGGCGUGGCGCCCCCCGCCACGGAGGCAGCCGUGCCUGCCGGCCCUGUGCUCACCGACGCGCAAAUCCUCAAGAAGCAGGAGCUCCUGACACUGGCGCAGACCGCGCCCGUCAAGGUACAGCGGUUCCAGCAGGCCUUCGCCAAGCUCGUCGAGACGCGCGGCGCGUGGCAGCAGCAACGGAAGCAGGCGACCGCCACGCCCGGGUGGGCCUGGGAGGCGCUCUUCGCGGUCGUGCCGGACCACGGCGCGUCCGCGCUGUCCUCCGUGAACCAGGCGACCGCCGCGCAGUACUUCCAGUCCACCGCGGCGGGCAGGAAAGCGGCGAAGAUGAAGUUGGAGGCGUGUCGGGACGCCAUGGUGGCCGCCGCGCAGGAGGGGCUGCCGCUGGUGCAGGACGCGGCGGUGGUGGCGGCGGACGUCCAGAGGCAGCAGCAGAAGGUCGCGCAGCAGCAGAAGGCGGGCGGGGCGCCGACGACGCCCGCCGCAGUGGGCCCCGGGCAGGCAGAGCCGAUGGCCGUGGAGUGA
This is a messenger RNA of Pedinophyceae sp. YPF-701, 792 nucleotides long. The record is from the annotation of a GenBank genome assembly. Lineage: Eukaryota; Viridiplantae; Chlorophyta; Pedinophyceae.